Messenger RNA from Entamoeba invadens IP1, 1620 nucleotides. RefSeq names its product rap GTPase-activating protein, putative. The record is from RefSeq and is a predicted model, not a curated record. The transcript is spliced from 2 exons. Gene Ontology annotation, biological process: activation of GTPase activity; regulation of small GTPase mediated signal transduction. Gene Ontology annotation, molecular function: GTPase activator activity. NCBI's taxonomy places the organism in Eukaryota, Evosea, Mastigamoebida, Endamoebidae. Gene Ontology annotation, cellular component: cytoplasm. Bases 1 to 1620 code for a protein of 539 amino acids.
AUGUCCAAAAAGACUGGGAAGAAAACGGUUUUUCCAAAUUUUUCGUUGUUCAAAUCCAAGUCACCCGCCCCUUUUUCUAAUACUAUACCAACCACAGUCGAGGCUCGCUCUAAGACCCCAAAUGUUGAAAGCAAUUCUCCACACGUGUCUCCAGAAAAGUCACAAUCCAAAGGCCCAACCCCGGUCCCAUCACCCCGUAAGCGACAUUUGUUUAGUCGAGGAAAUCAAACCCGACGAUCGUUUUGUGCUUUUGAAGAAAAGAAUGACCCGACAGGGGAUUCCGACAUGAUGAUGCUAUUUGCAUUGAAAGACUUGAUUGGUGUUGGUUCGACUGAUGCGGAGAAGAUGAGGAGUGCCAUGCUUCAAAUUAAGUUGAUGUUUGAGCACCCGAGUGACCCCUUAGUGUUCACUGCAGUACGCGAUGUAGUGAGACCAAACAAGCGGUUUAUAACAAAAGAGUCAUUAUAUUAUAUUAUAAUGGACUCUGUCAAUUCCGAAUUGGGCAAAAUAUAUGACUGUUGGUCGAGUUUGGCACUUCCAUUAGAAGUCUGGACAACCAAAUUUUCGAGUUACAACAUCACGGAGACUUGUGUGUGUGAAGGGUUGUUCCAUAUUGAAAGUGAUGGACGUUCUGUGUCACAUUUAACGGAUUUGGAUCAAUACGAAAUCGUUAAUAGAGAGGCAGACUUCACAUUCUUUAAACAGUUCUUUUACACGAAUCCACUGUCGAAGUACUACGUCUAUAAGAACUCGGCUACUAUCUUGUGUUAUCAAGAAACAAACUCGUUGUAUUACGUCAUGUCAUUCAAAGCUAAUGGCCUUCACCGAUUUGUACUUUCGAUGGAACUGUCCCCAGUCAAGUGGUACUCAACAAAAACUCAAACAACAGAGAAGCCCAUCAGAAUCAAAACAAAUCAAACACUUCUCGACCAAAUGGUUCGUUUAGAGAGUCAAAUGAUAGUCAAAACAUACAAAAUCGGCGUGUUGUAUAGCACACCUGGACAACAGAAUGAAGAUGAGAUGUAUGCAAACACUCAAUGCUCCGAUGCGUUUUGGAAGUUUAUGGAUUUGAUAGCAGUGAAGAAGGAGCAAAAGAAUUGGGGAAGGUUUUGUGGGGGGUUAGAUAACACUAGUGGGACGACGGGAGAAUACUUCUACUUCACGGUGAUGGACAAUUAUUUAUACGAAAUAGUAUAUCACGUUGCCCCACUACUCCCAGACAACAAAACCACACAAAAGCUCGAAAGAAAAAGACAUGUUGGCAAUGAUGUAGUCGUUGUUGUGUUCAAAGAGAUGAGUGACAGUACUGAUACAUUCAACCCAAAUUCCAUAUCGUCACACUUAAAUCAUAUAUUUAUAGUCGUCACACCUGAGAAGAAUGAUGCUACAAAUGAACGGUAUAAGAUCAACGUUGUUUGUAAAGAAGCUGUAGUACCGUUCCCACCAUUUUUAAAAGACAGGUGGUAUCCACACAACGAAACCACAAAGAAUUUCAUUUCAAAAAAGAUUGUAAAUGGAGAGAGGACUUGUAUGUUAUGUGGGGUGUUUGUAAACAACUCGGUCCGGUCCACAGAAAGAAUGAUCGGACAUAUCAUCAAUUCCUCAUUAAGUUCUGAAUAA